This is a messenger RNA of Nicotiana tabacum (common tobacco), 1426 nucleotides long. RefSeq names its product NAC domain-containing protein 30-like. NCBI's taxonomy places the organism in Eukaryota, Viridiplantae, Streptophyta, Magnoliopsida, Solanales, Solanaceae. The record is from RefSeq and is a predicted model, not a curated record. Gene Ontology annotation, molecular function: DNA binding. Gene Ontology annotation, biological process: regulation of DNA-templated transcription.
UCCACUUUAUUCUCGCCCCUCUCCUUUCUCCUAUUCUUAUGUCUUGAUCUCCUCUUCUCCCAAGUACUUCAUUUCACUUAUUCUUUCAAGGGUUUCAUUUCUCCCCUUAUAUUUCCUCAUUCUAUUGUCUAUUUCUCUGUUCGCAAUCAGCUAAAGGGUUUAUAUUUUCUGCCAGAAUAAAGUAAUUAACUUGAAGAUCGAUAGAAAUGGAGAUGGACUCAUGUGUUCCUCCCGGAUUUAGAUUUCAUCCAACCGAGGAAGAACUUGUUGGAUAUUAUCUCAAGAGAAAGAUUAACUCUCUCAAGAUUGACCUUGAUGUCAUCACUGAUAUUGAUCUCUACAGAAUUGAACCAUGGGAUAUCGAAGGUAGGUGUAAAUUGGGAUAUGAAGAACAAAAUGAGUGGUAUUUUUUCAGUCACAAGGACAGGAAAUAUCCGACAGGAACGAGGACAAAUAGAGCCACAACAGCAGGAUUUUGGAAGGCAACAGGAAGAGAUAAGGCUGUGUUAUCAAAGGAGAAGAUAAUAGGGAUGAGGAAGACGUUAGUUUUCUAUAAAGGAAGAGCUCCAAAUGGAAGGAAAAGUGAUUGGAUUAUGCAUGAAUACAGGCUCCAAUCCUCUGAACAUGCUCCUCCUCAGGAAGAAGGAUGGGUAGUAUGCAGGGCAUUCAAGAAGCCAACUCCAAACAAGCAACCAUGUUUAGAUUUAGCAUGGCAAAAUGCUUAUUAUAUUAGAGGAGCAAACACCACUUAUAGACCUUCUUCUUCACUAUCAGAAAUCCCAAGUCCAAUGCAUCAACCUCUCAACAAUGCAUUCAACCAAACAACAAAUUUCCACCAAUUUACAUUUAAUCCAUCUCAUGAUCAUCAAAAUAUGAUCAUUAAUUCAAGCCAAAAUUACUUUGAGAAUCAACUAGCUGAACUUCCACAACUUGAUAGCCCUACCAUUUCAACAAGUUUGUGUACAAUAGAUAAAAGUCUUGGUGAGCAGAAUUACACAGCCAACAACGAAGACGAUUGCGAAGAAGUGAAGCAUAGUAAUGGGAUUAAUAAUAGCCAAUUUUAUGAUGAUUGGAAGAAUUUUGACACAUUGAUUGAGCCACUUUCUCAUUCUUUCACUAAUCCUCCAUUAUUGAAUCGCGAUGACUCUCAGAAUCAUAUAAGCCAUUUGCUUGACUGUCUCCCCGAUUUAUAGCUUCCAAUCCUUCAAGAAGAUGGUUUAUAUUAUCAAAAUAUUUUAACAAUUAGAGAAUCUUUUUUUUUCUCUUGGCAGCAAAGAAUUUCAAGGACAAAAGAAAAGGUAAAGGGGAAAAUUUGGAAUUAAGGGAAAAGGGCAGCUGCAAGGCAUAUGGCCUUAGAAUUCAAUUGUUCAUUUAUCUUUCAUUUAACUAUUUUAAGAUGUUAACUGUGAAGUAAUGUUCUCUGUAU